Molecule: messenger RNA, 2327 nt
Organism: Paramuricea clavata
Lineage: Eukaryota; Metazoa; Cnidaria; Anthozoa; Malacalcyonacea; Plexauridae
Source: the annotation of a GenBank genome assembly
AUGAAAGAAAAGUUGCAGUUAGAGAAGAAAAGGAGACUCAGUGGCAAAAAAAGAGAACAACAGUUGAAAGAGUCAUUGAAAAUGAUGUACAACUUUGAUAUAGAGGACAGUGAAGAUUUUGAGAAAAUGUUUUCUAACAUUGAUGAGAAAAAACUUUCACCUGAUUUGAAGUUGUUCUGGCAGGUACAGAAGAAGGUACUUGAAACUAAAGACUCAAGGGGAAAUCAAUGGCAUCCAAAGUAAGCUUUAAUUAUAUUCCAUAAGUGGAUUUAUUAAAAACUCAUUUUUCCAACCCAUUGUCCCAUUCUUAUUUGCCAUCCAGUUUUGGUAUUUUUCAGCUUAGAGAUAUUAAACUAUGGACAGAUGAUUUUGUUUGUACGCUGAAUUAAUCUAUUUUCUUCUUGUGCAGUAUGUUUGAAUAACUUAUUAGCUAGUAUUUUACUCUGUCUAAUGCCAGAUGAUUUACUUGUAAGUAGUAGGGUAUAUAACAUGAAAAGAAUAUCUUUUUUAUGUUUUAAGUUAUAAACAUUGUCGUCAGCCUGUAGUACAAUAUUUGGGUGUGCCUAUAAGCAAAAUUUUAAAUAUGCAUGCGCCUAUAAAAUGCCAACUUUUUUUUUACCAAAAAUGGAAUGAAAGUCACUUUUAUGUGCCGUGCUUAUAUGCAGGGUAACAGAGUAAUAGUUUAAUUUGCUAUAUUUUCCUACAGAAUUAUUCGUUUGUGCCUUUCAUUAUGGAUCAAAAGUCCCAAAGUGUAUGAAGAGCUCAGACAAAGUGGUGUGCUUGUCCUACCAUCAGGUCGUUUACUAUCAUUGUACAAGAACGCAAUGAAACAAAAGCCAGGAUUGAAUGAUGAGGUAUUGGAAUGGAUGUCGAGGGAGGCAGAUAAACUAAAACUGGACUCGUUUGGAAGAGAAGGUGGACUUAUUUUAGAUAAAAUGGCUAUACAGGUAACUGGUAUAUUAUUUACCAUCUACAGAUGUACUGCAUCUGUGUAUCAUUGAGCCGGUGUGCAAUAAUAAUAAUGUACAGUACACGAUAAUAAAAAAAAUCAAUCAUAAUGUCAAUAAAAAUUAUUUUAAAUAUUGUAAAUGACUUUCUUGUGUUAUUGAUAACAAAUGCAGUGAAAGGUAUUCGUUAUAAGUCAAUCUACCUAACACAUUUUUAUAUUAAAUAGCCAGUAUCAAGGGGAUCUGAAAUUAGGGCAUUUAAAUCAACGUAUUGUCUUUGUAGAAUUAAAUACAUUACGUUAUCUUCAUGAUAUUUUUCUCAUUUUUAGGAAGGUCUUCAGUUAAAAGUAGAAACUGGUAUUACAAAGUUAGUUGGUCUGGUUGAUCUGGGAGAACUACAUGACACAACGAUAGCUUUAAAUGAAGGUGAAUAAACUGUACAGUGUGCACAUAAUAUAAAUAAUAUGAGGUGUAGGCAUGUAGUUGAGUAGUUCACUGUAUUUUUUAUUAAUUUUUUUCUCAUUAUACACAAUAUUUAGGUAGGGACUCAGAACCUGAAAUGGCAACUCAUGUAUUGCAGUUUGUAUUUCUUGGUAAUACUGGCUUUAGAUUCCCUUUGCACACUGGCCUACCAAAGAAGCAGAUGCAGCUACAUUACAUGACCUUUUCUGGAAAGCAGUUUUCUGGCUUUUAAAGUCCAAAUUUGUUGUCACAUAUUGUUGUGUGAUGGAGGGGAGAGUAAUCGUGGUUUUAUCAAAAUGCAAUUUGGUGGUAAGAAUCCCGAAGAAGAGUAUUUCACAGUCAUCAAUCCAUACACAAGAAAACCAUUGAUCAUCAUUUUUGACUUCCCUGUAAGUACUCAUGCAUGUACAGUAUAUACAAUUAUUUGAUACAAACUAGAAAAUGCUCAACAGCAUGUAUACAGAGAGUGUACAGUAUGGUGGUACACAUACAUGAUUAAAACUGAUAAAACAUACACUAGUCUGAUAUAUUUAUAAAAAUGCAAACUUAAGUUGAAUAUAAUAUUCAUAUAUUUUGCACCACCAUGUAAAUAUGAUUUACUUAUUUUAUAAUCUUUUUCCAAAAUAUUAAUUUGAUUGAUUUGAGUAAUGUAUUUCUUAUUAGCAUAAUGUGAAGAAAUUGAGAAACAAUGUAGAAAAGAGUCGACCUGGAGGAACAAGGAAUUUAACUGUCGGACCAAAUCCCAUGGUUUGGAACCAGUGGGUAGAAGCUUUCAAGUGGGACCAGAAAAACUCAUUGCCAGUUCACCACCGUCUGGGCAUGGACCACUUUGAGCUGGGAUAUGCCACAAAGAUGAGAAAUCAUCUAGCAGAAGUUCUUAACAAAGAUAGGUUAAAUCUUACGAGGGUAUGUUAUUAG